Messenger RNA from Cygnus olor (mute swan), 1078 nucleotides. Its product is annotated as SUN domain-containing protein 3-like. The transcript is spliced from 10 exons. The coding region runs from base 152 to 1078 and encodes 308 amino acids. NCBI's taxonomy places the organism in Eukaryota, Metazoa, Chordata, Aves, Anseriformes, Anatidae. Gene Ontology annotation, molecular function: protein-membrane adaptor activity. Gene Ontology annotation, biological process: nuclear envelope organization. The record is from RefSeq and is a predicted model, not a curated record. Gene Ontology annotation, cellular component: meiotic nuclear membrane microtubule tethering complex; nuclear envelope.
GUCCUACAUAAAACCCCGCACUGAAGAGGUGUGCAGCAGUGCCGGCCAGACAGGCUUCCAGAGCCAGCUGGAGCCCAGGAAGGAGCUGCUUGGCUCUUGGGAGGGGAGCAGACUUUUCCCUGUGCCUGGGCAGUGUGCUGGAGCUGCGGAGAUGCCAACCAGGCUCGGCAGAAAAAGCGUCACCCACCAGAAAGGCAGGAGGAUUCUGAAGCUCAUUGUAAUGCUGCUUCCAAUCCUUUUUGCUGGUGACUACUUCUGGGGCUGGACACUAUGGGGAAAAGAAGUGUUGCAAGCAGUGUUAGCGGUGCCCGAAGCAGAGCACAAGUCUACCGGGACCUCACUGGUUUCAAUUGACCAGAAAAGGCAGGAGCUAAAGGAGAAGGAAGCCCAUGCGUCUGCUGCAGUGGAACAAUUUGUGCAGGCCGUGAGCAAGGUUCUGGAAGAUAAUCACAUCCAAUGGGAGAAGAGAGAGAACAUUCUGCACUUGACAACGGAUGCAUUUGAAAAGGCGCUUAAAAUCGACACCUGGAUGCCUGACUGGGCCCUGAAAUCCAUAGGUGCCGCAAUUGAUAUGGAGAGGACAUCCAAGAGUUAUGGUGGGGAAGGCAUGAAGAAGGGGUGGAUUUUUCCACUCUUUUCUUUUGCAAAACAUCCAGAGACUAUAUUGCAGCCCAGUAUCUCCCCAGGCGACUGCUGGGCCUUCCGAGGAUCUCAGGGACACGUCGUCAUUCGGUUGCCGGUGAAAAUCUGGCCAACAGCUUUCACCAUCUGGCAUAUCUCCAAGCGAGUCUCUCCUUCCGGGGAAGUCAGCAGCGCCCCAAAAGAGUUUGCUGUCUCUGGAGUGGAUGAGGACAAAGCGGAAACGCUGCUUGGGCUAUUCAUCUACGACGUGGACAGAGUGAUUGCUCAGACCUUCUAUGUGCAGAAGGAGCCUCCCAGAAUGUUCCGCCAUAUCAAAUUGGAGGUGCGAAGCAACUGGGGAAACCCAGAAUACACGUGCAUCUAUCGAGUGCAGGUUCAUGGGCAGACAGAAAAUCCACAAGGAUUUCUUAAAAAAAAGUUUCUUGAACAAGAAUAA